GAAGGGCCGGGGCGCAGGCGGGCUGCCAGGGGAGAGGGCUGGCGGCUGUGAGCUCGAGUGUCUGCUUUCCGUAACGCAAAGUUUCUGUGGUACGGCCUGAAAGGCUCGCAAGGUGGGAGGGGAAGGGCUGCGCCGCUCCCGAGCUGGAAACUUGAGGGCUCCUUCGUGUUCCCUCGGGAGGCUCCCUCCCGCCCGGGGGAGGCGGCGGCUGGCGCUGUCUGACGGGGAGCGGGGACGGGCGGCAGCGCCUUCGUACGGAACACAGCAGCGCUGCCCGGCGUAAACGGUGUUCCAGGUGCUGGCGAGGAUGUGCUGUUCCUGAGGGCUGUUGGGGAAGGGUGGCGAGCUCCCAGGGACGGAGGAGGAGGAGGAAGGCACCGCUCCCCUGCUGCCCUGGCGCCCGCCGCGGGGUACAGUGAGCCAUUUGCUUUCCCGAAAGCCGGAGAUCCGAAUCCAUGCGCGGACUCGGGCGGCGCUCCCUUAGGCCCCGCUGCUUGGCUCACCAAAGGCGAAAGAAGCUGGAAGAGAAGGAGGCGGGAGCGGUUCGUAGGGCAGGAUGGUGCCCCGUGACCGUGAUUCCAUCAGCUGCAACUUUCCGUCUAGGAUUCACUGCUGGUUGAAUGUGAAGAUAGUAGAUGAGAGUAGAAAAGCAGUUCCGUGUUUAUAGGCAGCAGUAAAUUGCCCGCUCCUCCUCUGUCUUUAAAAAAAAAAAAAAAUCCCCAAGAUUUCUCUGCUUGGAGAAAGUUUCAUUGCUUUCUAGUAGUGGCUCCUUAUUAUUUCUUGAUCUUUUCCCCCUGGGAAGGAGUUACAGGGAAGCCAUAUCAAGUCUUCCUGACAGAGAUUUCUUAAUGCAUCCAAACACUACAUAUAAGGUUCUCUUUCUGUACAAAAGAAUCUGUUAAGAUAUAUAAGAACAAAACCUGUGAGGGAUGUGAAUAUUUCUGUCAAAGCCUGUGCCUUUUCAAGAAAAACUCGUCAUUUUACCAGAUGGAGGCAGAAAUAAUUUCUACUGUGUUCUUUUACAUCUGUUGCUCUUCAAAUAACUACAGAUGCUUACAAAAGCUUAUGAUGGAGUCAUAAGAUGAGUGAGGGGGGAGGAGGGAAGAAGAACCACUGAAAGAUGUUGAUCUCUGUGACCCCAGAGCUAUGCAAGAGCACAUGAGUUGUAAUGGAUUUACAGGAACGUGAUGUUAACAUAUGGCUCCCUGGGCAUUUAUUGACAUAUGUAGCAUCAGUGAUGAUUCUUAGAGAUUGUGAAGUGGGGUGUGAUGAGCAUGCUUUGAUUCACACAAACAGAAUAAUUUAAGAUCUGCACAGGGGCUCUGUACGAGCUCUACCACUGCACCAUUUUUGCUAUAAUAAUAAAAGGCUGGUUUUUAAUCCUUUGGGAAUACAUUGCAUUGCUUCUCAUCAAACAUGCAGACUUUUUCUGUAGCAUAUGUGCCCAUUUACCUCUGAUCUCUGCAUGUUUUUACUGUUCUUGAUCUAAGUAAAAUAGCUGAAGUUCUUUUAAAUGUGAGAGCUGUUGUGUGGAAAUGGGUGUUUUAUUCACUAAUUAUAGUCAAAAACUGACUGCUGUUGCAUGCAUGACAUAAGACGUGGAAAAUCAGUCCCUUUUCUGUCUCUCCCAAUGAUAGCAAAAAAGCUGAAUUUAUGCUGGCCUGACAGAAUCCAGAUUACCAAGCAUAGCAAAGUUUCCAGUUCUCUUGCUGUAAGGACUCUGUAGUGAGUAACUGGCACUGUAAAAUACCUUUUCUCAGGAAACAAAUCUGACUUGGAGACAUAAAGGUCAUAGGGCUCCAUUUCAUGUGAAACGGAGCAUUGCUUUCAUACAGCCACCUCUGGAAGAUUGAUUGUGUUUUGAAUGCUACAAGACAGAAGGCUGUACUAGUGGGGACUCCACUAGCCCUGGGUUGGCACUCAGGUUUGUGUGCUUCACUGUUUUCCUGCCAGAGCUGGAUACUAGGUGUUGUGUAAAUCCUGAACAUAUUCCAGCUACUGGCUGCAGGUAACUAGGUAAGUAGCACAGGACUUGAUUUCACAGGCAAUUUAGAGGAACAGUUUUUGUCAGAAGAACUUAUGCAAGGUUGCAGAAGAAGUAGUAUUGAUUGAGUUUUCAGCUCUUCAGAAAUAUUCUAGAUUGGUCUCAAAUCAGUUGCUUUGAGGGACAGUUGUUAAUUAAGUUGCUCCUUGUAUUACCUUUAUUGUAUCAUCCUACACAGUCUCCCUGGGAGCAGUCAGCUCAAUAAGGGACUCAACUCCCUAGCUGACCCAAAAGUUGAAAUGUUUUUUAGCUUUUCUGUAAGAUUCUUUAGCCCCUUUACAUACAGCAUUUACCUUUGACAAGACUUCGUUGCAAUAAACCAGCACAUUCUUUGCUGCCAGGGGUCUUGCAGCACUGGGAGUGGAACAGACAGUUUUGCUAGAAGAAAGAGCUAGGAGACCUUAGUAAAAAGAGGAUGUGAGGAUGGCAAGGCCAGGAAAAGUAGAAAUGCAUAUAUGCUUGCACAAUGCUGAGAGUAGAGGGAGCUCAGAGGAAACACAAGAUAAAAGUGCCAGUGAGUGCCUUCAUGCAGUAGACACUGGCGCCACUGCAUCUUAUUGACAUGGAUUGUACAAAACCUUGCUGGAAGUACUGAUGCUUUUACUGUACCUCUUAGUAUGACAAAUUUCAUUUCCCUUUUUCAUUUCCCUCCUUAUUCCUGGCCUGAUCCCCAUCUUGUUUCCUCUUUUUAUUCUCAGUUGCACAGGUUUAUGAUUGCCACACUUGCUGCUGCUUCUCAUAUCACUUCAAUCCCCGUCAACAUUUCAUUUGGCCAAGACCCUGUCUUACUUUUCUUCUUGGUGGGUAAGUGGAUAGGAAGCUUUUCCACACGAGUGUUUCUCCUGUUUGUCUCCCCGUACCAGACUCCUGCUUCACUCAGAUAGAACUGAAAUAGUGAAGAAAAUACUUCUAUAUGGCUUGGUGAUAUGAAGGACAGAUUUCUUGUUUGCCUGAAGUUAAAUCCAAGCUGACCUGUCACUACAAACGGACAGUUUUUCAAAGAUGAGGCUUGGUGGAACAGCUUUUUGGUAUCUCAACUAUGGAAGGCCAACUUUGUGCUAAUGUGGACAUUUCAGUGAAAAAACCUCCAGGAGCAAGCCCUCAGUCCUUCAUUGCUUUGCUGAAGGUUCACCGAGAGCUUCUGGUCAGCAGGAUCCGAAACACGCAGUGUUUGAUUGAUAACUUGAUUAAGAACGACUACUUCUCCACUGAAGAUGCAGAGAUUGUUGUCCAGUUUCCCACUCAAGCAGAUAAGGUUCGCAAAAUUCUAGACUUGGUUCAAAGCAAGGGAGAAGAAGUUUCGGAAUAUUUCAUCUUUGUCCUGCAGAAAGUCACCGAUGCUUACUAUGAACUUCAGCCUUGGCUGGAGGAAAUAGGUUACGAGCCUUCAGAGAAUAUUUGUAGUAAACCUGUGGUAAAUACAGAUCCAGUUAGCAGGUAUUGCCAGAAACUCAGACAUGAGCUGGGACGGGACUCCAAGUUUGUUAUGUUGUACGCUCAGAAGGAGGAGAUGGUCCUUGAAGAAAUCUACUCCAACAGUAUUAUGGAGCUGGUCAGUUUUACCAAUGAGAGUCUUGGCCAGGUGGGUCAAUUAGAAGCCCUUUUUGAUGAUGCAACUGGGCUAAUUAAUGAAGAUGGAGAGACUGUUUAUGUCUACGGUGAUGCAGGAAUUGGAAAAUCCAUCUUGCUGCAAAAGAUACAAAGCCUUUGGGCCAGAAAAGAAUUGGACAUAGGGGCCAAGUUUUUCUUCCGUUUUCGGUGUAGGAUGUUUAGCUGCUUCAAGGAAGAUGAAGUCAUAUGUUUGAAAGAUCUGCUCUUCAAGUAUAAUUGCUACCCAGACCAGGACCCCACAGAAGUGUUCCAUUACAUCUUGCAGUUCCCUCAUACAGUUCUUUUCACUUUUGAUGGCUUUGAUGAGAUCUAUUCCAACUUUGAUCUCAGCAGUGUACCUGAGAUAUGCUCACCCAAUGAACCCAUCCACCCCCUGGCGCUGCUUGUAAGCCUUCUCAGAGGAAAGCUUCUUAAGGGAUCCAAGAAAAUUCUUACCGCCAGGACAGGAACUGAGAUCCAAAAAAACAUCAUUAGGAAGAAGGUGGUGCUCCGCGGUUUCUCCAGGAAUAACCUGAAGGAAUACACAGCUAUGUUUUUCAAAGAUGAGCGGCAACGAGCACUGGUAUCAAACCAGCUGGAAGCUAACCCAAAUCUCUGCAGUUUGUGUUCAGUGCCUUUAUUUUGCUGGAUUAUCUUCAAAUGCUUUGAGCACUUCCACUCCAUGUUUGACAGCCACGAGCUUCCAGACAGUUCAGUUACAUUAACAGAUGUAUUUUUGCUCAUGAUUGAAGUCCACCUGAACCGAUCUGUGAAAACAAGUUUGCUGAAGAGCAAUAUCAGGAGUCAAGCAGAGAUGUUCAGAACAAGAAAGGAAAGUCUUCUAGCUUUGGGUAAAAUGGCAUACAAAGGGAUGGAGAACUCUUCCUUUAUCUUUGAGCAGGAGGAAGUCUCGUCGGCAAACAUCUCUGAAGAAGAUUUGCAAUUGGGCUUUCUCAGGACAGUUAAAGGUUACAGUGGCUGUAACAAUCAGGCCACUUAUGAGUUCUUGCACUUAACCCUUCAGUCCUUUUUCACAGCUUUGUUCUUGGUUAUGGAGGAGAAGGUGGGUACCAAGGAGUUACUUGAGUUUUUCAAUGAAUGUUCUUCCAUGGAGACUGCCCAGCCUACUUGCUUUCGUAUCCCCUGGCUGAAGAAACAGCUGGCAGGGGAGGAUCCUUUCCAAAAUAAAGAACACUUUAAUUUUACCAACAUGUUUCUUUGUGGCCUACUUUCUGGAUCCAAGCAGAAGCUCUUCAGACAUUUAGUUUCACCUGCAGUCAUUAAGAGGAAGAGAAAAACACUCAUCACAUACCUUGGGCAGAGCAUGAAAUCCCAUCUGAAAGGCUACACUCGGUCCAGGCUUAAAAGCUACAAUCAGGUGCAGGUGCAGCCCAACUUUGUGUGGAUGCUGAGGUGCCUGUAUGAGACGCAGAGUGAGAAGGUGGGGAGGAUGGCAGCCCGCCGCAUGCACGCCAACUACAUCAAACUGGCCUACUGCAACGCCUGCUCUGCCGACUGCAGCGCCAUCUCCUUUGUUGUGCACCACUUCCAAAAGCACCUGGCUCUGGAUUUGGACAACAACAACAUCAAUGACUAUGGAAUAAAACAGCUGCAGCCUUGUUUCAGCAAGCUUGCAGUGAUCAGGCUCAGCGUAAAUCAGGUCACAGAUCACGGUGUAAGGAUCUUGUAUGAAGAACUCUCCAAGUACCAAAUUGUGUCUUUCUUGGGCUUAUACAACAACCAAAUCACUGAUGUUGGAGCCAAAUAUGUUGCAAAACUAAUUGAAGAGUGUUCAAGCCUCGAGUAUGUAAAAAUAGGAGCAAACAAAAUAACAAGCGAAGGAGGGAAGUGCCUUGCCCAGGCCAUCCAGAAGAGCAAGACAAUGUUUGAAAUUGGGAUGUGGGGUAAUCAAGUUGGAGACGAAGGAGCAAAAGCAUUUGCAGAGGCCCUGAGGAACCACCCCAAGUUAACAAACGUGAGUCUCGCAUUCAAUGGCAUCACGACAGAGGGAGGCAAAAGAAUUGCUGAAGCCAUGCAACACAACAACUCUGUGAGGAUAUUCUGGUUGACUAAAAACGAGCUGGAUGAUGAGGCAGCAAUGAGUUUUGCAGAGAUGCUGAAGGUCAACAAGAAACUGGUGCAUUUAUGGCUUAUCCAGAAUCAAAUUACAGCCAAAGGGGUGAAGUGCCUCAACGAAGCUCUCAAGGAGAACACAACUAUUCAAGAAAUCUGCUUGAACGGGAACCUGAUAAGCCAAGAAGAGGCCAAAGCGUUUGAAAAUGAAGAGCGGAUCAUUUGCUUUUGAAUGAGGACUUUCCCAUUUUGCCAAGCUGGUGUUAACAAAGGUUACUCCUACACUUUGACUGCAGAGUUUAUAAAGGCAUAAAUCUACAGUGCUUGUGGCAG
This is a messenger RNA of Poecile atricapillus (Black-capped chickadee), 6040 nucleotides long. It is a transcript of the gene NOD1, whose product is annotated as nucleotide binding oligomerization domain containing 1. Gene Ontology annotation, biological process: regulation of apoptotic process. Lineage: Eukaryota; Metazoa; Chordata; Aves; Passeriformes; Paridae. The record is from RefSeq and is a predicted model, not a curated record. Gene Ontology annotation, molecular function: protein binding. The transcript is spliced from 14 exons. Bases 3084 to 5939 code for a protein of 951 amino acids.